This is a messenger RNA of Phodopus roborovskii (desert hamster), 1133 nucleotides long. RefSeq names its product sodium- and chloride-dependent transporter XTRP3-like. NCBI's taxonomy places the organism in Eukaryota, Metazoa, Chordata, Mammalia, Rodentia, Cricetidae. The record is from RefSeq and is a predicted model, not a curated record. The transcript is spliced from 8 exons. Gene Ontology annotation, cellular component: membrane. Gene Ontology annotation, biological process: sodium ion transmembrane transport. Gene Ontology annotation, molecular function: L-proline transmembrane transporter activity. The coding region runs from base 1 to 1059 and encodes 352 amino acids.
AUGGCCGUAGAGGGAAAGAAGUCCUUGGCGAUCAAGGGGGUGUGUGUAAAUUUUAUCUCAAGUGUAAAGAGCAAGGAAAGAGGAUUUGACCAGUACGAAAGGACUCAGUCAAAAGUAAGCAGUGUGCUCUGCAUGAUGCGUCCUCCAGUGCCAGGACUUUAUCACAGACCCCAUCUCAUGUAUUCGGAGACACAACAUGGUGUACUAAGAUAUGCCACUUAUGGAAUGGAGUUUCCUGGUCCCCUGGUCAUGCUCAUUGUAGAGGGGAUGCUGCUCUUGUACCUGGAGCUGGCUGUGGGGCAGCGCAUGCGGCAAGGCAGCAUCGGUGCCUGGAGGUGCCCCUACCUCAGUGGUGUCGGUGUUGCUAGUGUGGUGGUCUCCUCCUUCCUCUCAAUGUACUACAAUGUCAUCAAUGCCUGGGGCUUCUGGUAUCUCUUCCACUCCUUCCAGGAUCCCCUGCCGUGGUCUGUCUGCCCACUGAAUGGUAACCGCACAGGCUACGACGAGGAGUAUGAAAAGGCUUCGUCAAUGCAGUACUUCUGGUGCAGGAAAACACUCAACAUCUCACCAUCCAUCCAGGAGAAUGGAGGAGUGCAGUGGGAGCCAGCACUGUGCCUCAUCCUGGCCUGGCUGAUGGUGUAUCUGUGCAUCCUGAGGGGCACUGAGUCAACCAGCAAGGUUAAGCUAAAGCUAGAUCACAUGUCCAGCCAUCCUUCCCACAAGAAAAAGAAGGAAGCCACUUUAUUUGAAAGUGACCUUCAGGCCAUGACUUGCCGCUCCCUCAACUGGUACUGGAAGGCCAUGUGGGCGUUUGUGAGUCCAAUACUCAUCAUCAGCCUCUAUGUCUUCUACCUGAGUGACUAUAUCCUCUCAGGGACACUGCAGUACCAAGCCUGGGAUGGCACUCAGGGGCAGCUGGUGACCAAGGAUUACCCCCCACAUGCACCAGCUGUCAUCGGUUUGCUGGUGGCUUCAUCUACCAUGUGCAUCACCCUGCUGGCCCUGGGGAUUUUCAUCUGGAAUUGCCUCAAGAGGGGAGGUUCAUCCCCAGUGGUCUAAGAAUGGACCUCCCAGGGACGGAAGUCAGCCACUAUCUGUUUCACAGUUGCUGCCUGCUGGUGGGGACACCUUGG